Molecule: messenger RNA, 1785 nt
Organism: Hibiscus syriacus
Lineage: Eukaryota; Viridiplantae; Streptophyta; Magnoliopsida; Malvales; Malvaceae
Exons: 4
Coding region: 928-1719 (263 amino acids)
Biological process (GO): tRNA-type intron splice site recognition and cleavage
Cellular component (GO): tRNA-intron endonuclease complex
Source: RefSeq, a predicted model, not a curated record
CCUAAACCUAAACAGCCUUGAUUUUUGGUACUAAACCAAACGUUGGCCGUCAACAACUCAUCGCCGGUCAGACCUUGCCGGUUCGGAUCUUGUCUUCCUCGUCGCUUCCCCUGCCGCUCUAAGUUCCUUUUUGAAAUUCAAGCACAACCUUUCUUUGAAACACAUGUUACUCUAUUGAUAUCAAAUGGUUAUCAUUUGAAACACUUAGCAAAUGUCAAUUUUGUUUUCCUUCAUAAUUUGGUUUUUUGAGGAGUUGUAUACUAAAAGCAACAGAUUAGAAAACAAAAGGAAGAACUUAGUCAUUAUUUUUAAUUGAUUAAGUAGGAUUUUGACCAAAGUGUUACUUUUCUGUGAAUUUGACGGUCUGGUUUAUAAACGUUCAGUCUUUCUUACAUGAUGUUCUCGGUUAAGUCAGUUAACUGAUCGACUAAAUUCGGUGUCAUUAUUUCAGUUUCCAGCAAGUUUGAUUUGGUUUUAGGUUAUCAUGUUUAUGAAGUCAAUCGAAAAAGGAAGAACUUUAGUCAUUAUUUUUACUUGGUUAAGAAGGAAUUUAAACAAAGUGUUACUUUACUUUGAAUCUGAGCAUUCUGGUUGAUAGACAUUCAGUCUUCCUUACAUGAUGUUCUUGGUUAAGUCGGUUAACUGAUCGAAAAAAUCCGGUGCCAUUAUUUCAGUUUCCAGCAAGGUUGAUUCAGUUUUAGGUUAUCAUAUUGAUUAAGUCAAUCGAAUCAAUUUUCCAAAUUUUAACCUAAUUUUUAUGAUUUUCAAUAGCAGUAGUGGCAUUGUCUGCCACCGCUAAAGGCUUUGAUAGCGGUUUAAUCUCUCAUUUAUAGGUUUUCAUCUUCUUUCCAUACAUUGCAGGUGAUAAUUCAUAAAACGGAUCAUCUCUGUUUUUUUUAAUCUUCUGCAGCAACUGUUGUAAUUACAAUGGACAAUGAUGAUUGGGAAAGUUGUUCAGACAAUGACGUCUAUCUUAAAGACAGAAACGAGGACGAUGAUGAAGAGGAUUGCUACUCAUCCGGGUUCGUAUCCACAUUACAGUUUAGGAAAGAUAUCUCGAAGGCUCUAUGGAUUGAUGAUUUGGCUAAGGCCGAGGUUGUUGAAAAGAAGGGUAAGAUGUGGGUGACUAUGGGGACCGUUUGCAAUGGCAGCACAUAUUGCUCCAUCGAGGAAACUCUGUUUUUGGUUGAAAUAGGGGCCUUGCAUGUUUUAGAUCAAAAUGGUGUGUAUCUUUCUCUAAAAGAACUAUACGAGAAACUUUCAGAUGGAAAAAGUGGAUGCAAUUGGGAGCUUUUUGAGGCAUAUAGGCACCUGAAAUCUCUUGGUUAUGUAGUUGGGCGCCAUGGCAUCCCUUGGUCUGUGAAGGGUCAAAAGAUCAAGUCUGGAACCUGUUCACUCAAGAGCAGCCAAGAGAGUAAUGAGCUGCUAGAAAUGGAGCAAGAAAACAAGAAUUCCAUCGUUGAGUUGUUCAAUAAUAUGUGGAUUACAGAAGUGACUCCGGCUUUUCAUGUUUAUCUUCCGAACAGCAAGUUUAGAAAGUCUUCUCCGGGUGAUCCGAGUUUUAUUCUGUGCAUGAGUAGGGGCAAUCCACCAUCCAGAGUUGAAAUCGAGGCUGUCGAAAGAAAACAUGGCUCCAUCCCUUUGAAGUUCUGUCACAUAGAAAACGGGCGUGUCAGCUUCUUCUCCAUUGCUAAGGUCGAUCUGCCAGUCUUACCUUGAAACAUUUUGCUGUCUUACAGAUAGAAUUCUUGAAGUCGACAGUCCUUGUUAUUAUAUGUCAUUUAU